AUGCUCUCUCAAGAGGCCCACCUCGGCAGGCCAGCUAGCGGUUGGUGUCUAAGAAUAGUCCUCAUUUUUGACAUAAUAGAGAUGUAUUGUUUUAGAUUAUCGAAACUUUUGAAGCUGCUGGAAUUGACCAACUUUCCAACCAUUCGAACCAGGGAUGCACACCAGUUCGAAGAUGACGAAGAGAUCUAUAAAGGACUUAAACAAGAUUACCACCAAAUCUUCCCGUUGAAUCACAUCCAGAGGGGAACAUUGAGUGGACAUACUCCAGUUACAUGGGUGUAUAAAUGCGGACAUUUAUUAUUCAUCAAUUACUUCGGAAUUGUACCGAAGGUGGUAAAGCCCUCUUUCAGAGUGCUCUUUCUUCAGUCAGUCUUACAUCGCCGCAUCCAAAUAGAACUUGGUUCGGGCUAUCCUACUAUUACUCGAUAUGAAACCCAUUCUAGCCAUGGCCUCAAUGCUGUUGGUCGUAUUGAUCGAGAAAGCAGGUUUGAGGAGACUUCCAAGGGUGAAAACGCUGUUCUUUUGAAACAGCCGACUACCUUCACUAAACAGGAUACGAUGGCCAGAACCGAUUCUUGGAGAAUAUUCCUAGUUGCCCUUUCUCGAUCUUGA
This is a messenger RNA of Coccidioides immitis RS, 612 nucleotides long. RefSeq lists its product as uncharacterized. The transcript has 4 exons. The record is from RefSeq and is a predicted model, not a curated record. Lineage: Eukaryota; Fungi; Ascomycota; Eurotiomycetes; Onygenales; Onygenaceae. Bases 1 to 612 code for a protein of 203 amino acids.